Messenger RNA from Pristis pectinata (smalltooth sawfish), 9830 nucleotides. RefSeq names its product contactin 2 (gene cntn2). Gene Ontology annotation, molecular function: protein binding. Bases 240 to 3347 code for a protein of 1035 amino acids. Lineage: Eukaryota; Metazoa; Chordata; Chondrichthyes; Rhinopristiformes; Pristidae. The record is from RefSeq and is a predicted model, not a curated record. The transcript has 23 exons.
UGCAGUUGCUGCAGUGCCCAGUGAAACACAUGCAGAGGGCUCUGAAUAACAUUUAAGAAAAGGGGGAAUCAAAAAAUUCCUGACAGGCUGUUACUCUGCUUCAAGGACGUGCAAGGGCUUCUGGUGUUCUUUGAUGCUCAAGGUGAGCACUGACAUACAGCAGGGAAUCAGCAGCAAGCUCUGUGCCAGAAAUUCUCUCGCAGUUUGCCGGCAGUGGCACGGUGUGUGUGAUCUUCAGGAUGAGAUGGUCAAUCAGUCCUGCCUUGGUGCUUUCAGUCACAAGCUGGCUAACAGACUGGGCUGGUGUCCAAGGCGCCAAAGGGAACUUCGGGCCAGUAUUUGUAGAGCAGCCAAAAAACACUUUGUAUCCUGAAGGAUCAGCUGAAGGGCAAGUGAAGUUGAACUGUCACGUGCGUGCCAGCCCACCCGCUACAUACAGGUGGAAGGUGAAUGGGACAGAAAUUAACAUCGAAGGAGAUAAACGUUACAGCUUGGUUGGAGGAAAUCUAGUGAUCAGUAACCCAACACGGUCCAAAGAUCCUGGAUCCUAUCAGUGUCUGGCAACAAACAAAAUUGGGACAGUCAUCAGCAAAGAAGCCUUCCUGCGCUUCGGUUAUCUUUCACAGUUUUCAACAGAGGAGCGGGAUCUGAUAAAGGUACCAGAAGGGGUAGGGGUGGUCCUGCCUUGUAAUCCACCCCCACAUUAUCCAGGUCCUGCAUAUCGUUGGUUUAUCGAUGAUAUCCCAAACUUCAUUACACCGGAUGACCGCCACUUCAUCUCACAAGUGACAGGGAACCUCUACAUCGCUAAAGCAAAGGCUUCAGAUACAGGGGCUCAUUCCUGUUAUCUCACCAGCCACAUUGACUACACUACAACCAGCGUUUUCAGCAAGUCCAUUCCUUUGGCUGUACAAUCUGUGGGUGAUGCUCGAACUCACUCUCCACACAUUCGAGUAAAAUUUCCCUCAGAAACCUAUGCCCUGGCUGGACAAUCCCUGAACCUGGAGUGCUUUGCCCUUGGAAAUCCUGUGCCCACCAUUAAAUGGAAGAAGCUGGAUGGACCAAUGCCCUCAAAAAUUUUGAAAUCUGUAAACAAGCCCAUCCUCCACAUACCCGAUGUACAGUUUGAGGAUGAAGGUGUAUAUGAAUGUGAGGCAGAAAACUCAAAAGGAAAGGACUCAACACAGGGGAGAAUCAUUGUUCAUGCUCAGCCAGACUGGCUACAAAUUAUCAGCGACACCGAGGCUGACAUCGGUUCCGUCCUGUGGUGGAAGUGUGCGGCUGCCGGAAAGCCUCGGCCUACCUGCAGGUGGCUGAGAAAUGGCUUGCCUUUAACCUCUAAGAGCCGCUUUGAAGUCAAUAAUUGCGCAUUGAAAAUUUCAAGACUGGCUCUGAACGAUUCUGGAAUGUACCAGUGCGUCGCUGAGAACAAACAUGGAACCAUUUACGCCAAUGCAGAGUUGAAAGUAGAAGCCUUCGGUCCGGAUUUUCAAACAAACCCAGUGAGGAGGCUGAUUCCAGCGGCCCGUGGAGGGGAGGUGCUGAUCGAGUGCAAACCGCGGUCUGCGCCCAAACCAAGCAUCCUUUGGAGCAAAGGAACAGAAAUUCUCUCCAACAACAGCAGAGUGACCAUAACCCCAGAUGGCACCUUGAGGAUUCAGAACAUAAGCCGAACAGAUGAAGGGAAGUACACCUGUUUUGCGGAGAAUCUUCUGGGAAAAGCUAACAGCACAGGCACCAUAUCAGUCAGAGAUGCCACUAAAAUCACUCUGGCUCCAUCCAAUGCUGACAUCAACCUCGGAGAAGAGAUUAUUCUGCAGUGCCAUGCAAGCCACGAUCCCACCAUGGACCUCACAUUCACCUGGUCAGUGAACGACUCACCUAUCGACUUUGACAUAUCGCGGGAGCACUACCAACGUGUUUCCACGCGGGAAACUAUUGGAGACCUCAAGAUAACCAACGCGCAGUUGAAACACUCUGGGAGAUACACAUGCACUGCCCAGACUGUGGUGGACAGUGCCUCUGCAUCUGCAAUGCUGGUGGUGAGAGGUCCACCAGGUCCUCCAGGAGGUGUUGUGGUGAAGGAAAUCAAUGACACUUCAGUGUUGCUAAGCUGGAGCAGAGGCUACGACAACCAUAGCCCAAUCGGCAGGUACAUGAUACAAGCCAGGACACCGCUGUCUGAGGAGUGGAAGAGUGUCAGGACAGCUCCACAGCACAUAGAAGGCAACCUGGAGACAGCCUGGGUAAUCAACCUCGUCCCAUGGAUGGAUUAUGAAUUCCGAGUCAUAGCCAACAACAUCUUGGGGACAGGUGAACCCAGCCUGCCCUCACAGACUAUACGCACCAAAGAAGCAGCUCCCACUGUGGCUCCGUCGAAUAUUAGUGGGGGAGGUGGAGAUCAGCAUGAGGUCACAAUACUGUGGGCGCCCAUGCCACGCGAGUACCAGAACGGUGAAGGCUUUGGUUACAUCAUCACCUUUCGAAAGGAGGGAACAAAAGAGUGGAGGAACGCCAAAGUCCUGGGUGCAGAAUCUUCCCGAUACGUUUACCAGAAUGAUACCAUUGCGCCCUACAGUCGAUUUGAGGUGAAGGUGAAGGCCUUCAACAACAAGGGUCAGGGUCCAUACAGCCAGAUCACAAUCGUCUACUCUGCAGAAGAAGAGCCCAGCGUUGCCCCUUCUGAGGUCACAGCCAACAGCCUCUCCUCCUCUGAAAUCGAGGUGAGCUGGAAGCCAGUCGGUCAGGUCACGAUGAACGGCAUACUGCUGGGUUACGAGAUCAGGUAUUGGAGAGAGAAUGAUAAGGAGGAAUCGGCGGAUCGAGUGCGGACCCCGGGGCUAGAAACCUCAGCCCGGGUCAGCGGCCUGAAGCCCAGCACUCUAUACCACGUGGAGGUCAGGGCCUACAACAGUGCAGGGAGUGGGCCAUCCAGCCCCUCUACCACCGUUGUCACCAGGAAAGCACCUCCAAACCGGCCACCAAGUAAAAUCACCUGGAAGGCACACGGCUCCUGGGUCAGAAUCAAAUGGGACCACGUCAAGGCAUUUGAGAAUGAAUCUACUGUGGAAGGAUACAAGGUGUUGUACAAGCCUGAAGAUGAAUCGGCUAUCAAAGUUACAGAAACCAGCAAAAACUCUGUGCAGCUGCCGUUUUCUGAGGACUUGAGCUACCUGGUGGUGAUCCGUGCCUCGGGAGAGGGAGGGGAUGGAGCAGCCGCUAAAAUCAGGAUAUCCAAAAGCUCAGGUACCAGCAUGAUGGUAAAUGACUCAGGGGUGCAAGUCCUCCACAACGCUCUCUUCACUGCCAUACUAACAUUUACUGCCAUUGGCUGCCUGGAACUCUGAUUGCAACCACUCACCUGAACCGUCGCUGCACGCCAUUUUUCAACAAAGGAUGAGUCAUCCAACACCAAACUGUUUAUAGUAUUAAAAAAAACCUGACAUUUGUCUUACGAUUUUAGGUAGAAAAUUUCAUACAUUUGUUGACUGGGGUAAGAAACAUUAAAAAAAAUUUUGUAAAGAAAUAAUCUGGGAAACAUCAACAAUAAGAUUUCAUAAUCCAUUUGAUUUGGAGGUUGUAACCUGGGGAGUUAAAUUGGACGAUAAAAUAUCAGAGAUUGAGCUGUAUAAAACACUCUUUUUAUAUGCACAGUGUUGUACAUUUGUAGAUACAAUGCCCAAUCCAGACAGGAGAUUUUGGCUGCAGGGUUUCCAAGGUCCAAGAAGGUAUUGUGAUGUACCAGCUUCUCUGUGGAACAUGUCCCAUUUGCGCAAUUUCACAUCUCACUUCUUUUGGUUUUGGGUUUUGGCUCUUGGAUCUUGAAAGUUCCUGAAUUUCUCUUCCUAUUCACUUGACCAAUGAAUCUAGCCAAAUGACAACUCCUUCCAAACUAACCCCAACCCACUACAGUGACCCCUUCCAACAUCAGAACCACUGUUACACGAGCUUUCCUUCUGAACACAUUGCGAUACGACCCAUGGUUGUCAUGGUGACUCUCAAUGGAAGACACACGUGGGUGAACAGGUUUGGCCUCUGACUGCGCAUUUUCUGUGGGUUGGUCCACACUCGCAGUUCACUGAGGCCAGUUCUAGAAGGUGUCUGUGGUUCCCACCAGGGUUAACAAUAUGAGUGUGGGCAAAGUUAGGUGAGGUUUACUAGGUUUAACUGAUGCAGCUAGUGGGAGUUAAGGUACAGAUCUAAUUGAUCAGGGGAAAACGUGGGGCUGAAUGCCCUACUCCUGCUCCUAGAUAACUUUCAAUGGCCUGAGAUAUCAUAAAGUCUAACCCAAGAAUUUGAGAUGGAGACAUCACAGAACUCACUACGUUAUUUAAUCAGAUGCCCUUAGAAAUCACCUGCCCUUCAUUGUCAAUUCAAGGUCAUUGUGACCAUUACCUUUUGAGCCCCCAAAGAGCCUUUUCUGUGUGGACAAACAAUGUUGGGAGAUUAUUCUGAUUACUUAAAAAAUAAGAGAAAAACUGAGCAUGUAUAGUUUGCAAAUGAGUAAUCCAAAUGCUGGACAAGAAACGUCAGCUCAGAUGAACCGUAACCUAACAGAACAAUGCUGAUUUGAUCUUGUUAGCCACUCCCAUCACGAAGAGAUGUUAUUGUCAUUGUAGAUUAUGGGGUUGCCAGGAUCGUGACAUCUUCUGAUGUCCUUGGUACCACCUUAUGUCAAAAUGGAAGGCGGGUUGACAACCAAUCAGAAGUUGAAUUCAAGAUGAGAAGUAAUACAGCAACAAUCAUAAGCUUGCUAAUGCAGUGAAACAGCGAUCAGCUUUUGUUAAGCCUUGUAGUUUGUUGGCUAGUGGUGCCAGUUUGGCUCCAUAUGUGAAGCUGUGAAUGACCACUGGGGUAGAAUAGGGUGGGGUAGAGUAGGAUUGGGUAGGGUAAGGUAGUAAAGAGGAUGGUGAUUGGUUUGUGAGGAUGGAAGGACAUAGUAGAUGAAACAAGUUUAACCUUUAGUAAGAGAGGUGUGAGAAUAGAGGCUUAUAGCACUUAGGUGGGGUUGAUUAUUGGCUUGCACAGGAUGAGGUCACAGUUAAACUUCUUCCUUGAUGGGGAGGAGACUAAUAUGUUUAAUUUAUUUAAUUUAAUUAUUUGGUUUAACUGGAGGCAUAGAGGCCAAGUGCUUUGACUGUUGGCUCAAUGUUUGAAAAUCAUGCACAUGUCCUAAUCCAGGGACUCGCUUCCUCUGCAAGGGUAUGCGAGUUUAAUUCCCAGGAGAUUAAGCUGAACCUGAGUCUCAGAAGUGGGAUGUACUGGUGGGUUGGUGGGGGCAGUGUUGGCAGUCUCCAAAAGGGCAGUUUUGUGAGGCCUGUGCAGUGGAAGGGAGAUGGAGACUGUUGGGUGUGUGCCAUUCAAAAUGUCACCACGUCCCUGCUGAGAGAUGAAGACUGGCUGAAUACUGGCCUACACUAUUGUAAAAUGCUGACAUUCACAACCGCAGUCAGUGAGCAGACCCGUUGAUAAUAGCUUGGAGGUCCUAGAAAGUCUGUUGUCAGCCACUCACUGCUUAAUUCUCAUCACAUCUUUCCAUACGUGCUGGAUGCAAAUUUACAGAUACCUUCCAUAUCAGGAGGGAUUACACAUUGAGAGUUUUGUGCAAAGGGAUGAGUGAAGCAGCAGUGACCAGAAGUUUACAAACUGCCCUCUGUGCCUCAUUCUCUAAACCUCAUUCUAUCUCAAGUGAGAUUCCCAAAUCCUGAACUUUUUACUGUUAGUUUCCUGAAUUCCAUCAAGUCUGGUUAACAGUUCAGCAUAGUAGAAUAUGGGAUGGACAUUUACAAUGGUGUGGCCAAGUACCAAAGGCCUCUGCCUAUAACACUAUUGUUGUCAAAGACAAAAGCUUCAACCUGGAUAUAGCAGGGCAGAGGAACAUGUUGAAUUGAGUUGUACUGGGUUAUGGAAAGAGCAGCGAAGAAAGUUAGUCUUUGUUUGGUCAUGCUAAACAUGUGUAAAGGUAUCAGCCACUGGUCGUACUCAACACACAUUUAGUUCCAAUAACUUCAUCUCAUCUGAAUAUGCAUGAUGGGUAUUGCAAGUGACUAGUAUUCCCACAUAUACUUAGUACCUUCCCAGACCUCUUUCAUUAUUGUAAUAGACAUACUAUGUGAGGCUAAACCUGAAACAAAUUCUCUCUGUGAUCCAAAGGAUGAAGACACUGACAAUUUUUUAUUGGGCCAUGAAGCACAGAAAGCUCAGCCCCCAACUCUCUGUACAGUUAGUAAAUUUCACCAGGUGACCGAGAGCAUGCGUAGGCAUCACCAAGUCUGGGGAGAAGUUAAGUAGGAUUCUUAUUCUGGGUCAUUAAUUGAUUGCUGAAAAAUGUAGAAAGAGAGAAUUAAAGCUGGCAGUUAUGUGCCUGACAUUUGCAUAGCUUCCCAGCACUCUCAGUUGAAGCUGAUUCAGAUGUAGGGAUAUGGUGCCAACGGGUUUCCAACCCUAUGGCCUCCCCUGUGAGUUAGGGUCUUGGGGGAGCAGGGGAAGAAUUAGGAAAGAAGUGUAAUUGUUCCUCAUGUCCCAUAAGCAAUGCAUCCCUAUGAGGUGUAAAUAGGCAAAAUUGGUUUACUUGAAUUAGGAGUAGAUGUUUUUGAAUUGGUGGCGAAGGAUCAUUCAAUACUAACAACUGUGAUUUCCAAUCACACCCACCAUGGGACCUACAGUAAAUAUUUUUUCCAGACAUAAAGCAUUUGUCAAUUCUGUUCCCUCAAGCAAUAUAGUGCUCUAAAUUGCACAUGUCGAUGCUUUUAGAAGAUCCACAGAACAUGGAUGAUUAUUGGCAAGAGCUGCAUUUAUUGCCCAUAAAAUUGGUAAAUUGGUUUAUUAUUGUCACAUGUACCGAGGUACAGUGAAAAACUUGUCUUGGGUACCGUUCAUACAGAUCAAUUCAUUACACAGUGCAUUGAAGUAGUACAAGAUAAAACAAUAACAGAGUGCAGAAUAAAGUGUUAGUUACAGAGAAAGUGCAGGUAGACAAUAAGGUGCAAAGUCCUAAUGAGGUAGAUUGUGAGGUCAAGAGUCCACCUUAUUGUACUAGGGAAUCAUUCAAUAGUCUUAUAACAGUGGGAUAGAAACAGUCCUUGAGCCAUGUUUUCAGGCUUUUGUAUCUUCUACCUGAUGAGUGAGGUGGGCGGAGUCUUUGAUUGCCUGUUCCUCAUAUGGAGGUGAUGAGUCAUUUUAUGCAGUCCACUUGUGAGGGUAUUCCCACAGUUCUGAUGGUUAAAGAGCAACAUACGAAGCACAGCUAUUUAAAUGCUGCAGAGAGAGUUUGAUACAACAGCAAGAACUAGCAUUUCAACAGAACUUUAAUAUGCCAAAUCAUGCAUCUCUCUUCACACAAACACUACCAAACAAAAUUUGGCAGCUAGCCACGUGAGAAGUGAGAAUAAAUAGGCAAAUGUUUAGGAAACAUUUUAAGGAAGGAUAGAGUGGUAGAGAAGUGAGGGAGGGAAUUCUGCAGCUUAGGGCCCUGACAGCUAGAAAUUUGCUGGGGACAGGAUUGGAGGCCUCAGGCUGAAGGCCUUCUAUUGAUUAACCUAGUUGGAGCAUCAAAUACAAGAGCAGGGAGGUUAUACUCUAAUUCUGUAAACCAUUGGUCAGACCUCAGCUAGACUACUGCGUGCAGUUCUGGUCACCACUGUAUAAGAAAGGUGUGAAGCUGCUGGAGAGAGUGCAGAGGGGAUUCAACAGGAUAUCACUGGGAUGGAAUGUUGCAGUUAUGAGGAGAGACUGGAGAGGCUAGGUCUGUUUUCCCUGGAGCGGAGGAGGUUAAGAGAGAACAUGACUGAGGUAUAUAAAGUUAUGAGGGGUAUAGCCAGUGUAGAUUGCAGGAAACUUUUCCCCAUCUCGAAGGUAAAUAAAACCAGAGUACAUAGAUUUAGGGUAAGAUGUAAGAGAUUUAGAGGGGAUCUGAUGAGGAUUUUUUUACCCAGAGAGUGGUGAGUACCUGGAAUACUGGUGGAAGCAGAGUCGCUGACAACAUUUAAGAAGUGUCUAGAUAAGCACUUGAAUUGUCCAGGCAUAGAGGGCUAUGACCAAAUGCUGGAAGAUGGGAUUAAUACAAUGAGUAUUGACUGGUUGACAUGGACAUGGUGGGCCAAAUGGCCUGUUUCCAUUGAACACUCAAUGUUUAAAAUUACAUAGAAAGGAAAGGGGGAAUUUGAAAAUGACAAUUUUUAAAACUGAGGCUUUGCUUAACCAGGGUAAAGGUAGCAAAAGGAGUGGUUUUGGAUGAACAGUGAUUAGCAUUCAAGACUCAGGCAGCUGAGUUUUGCUAGACCUCAGGUUUGAGGAUUGUAACUGGUCAGGAGUGCAUCGGAACAGUCACAUUCAGAACAGGGAGAUGGGGUUUCUGAAACAGAUGAGCUGAGGCAAGGUUGAUGCUCUGGAGCUCUUAGAGAUGCAACAGAUGUAUGGCUUGAAGCUCAGCUUAGAGUCAAGUUGUGGGCAGAUGCUUAUUUUAAACAACUACCAUGCAGAGCUUUGGUGCUAAUUGUUUGUGACAGACUGUAUUCCCUAUGAACUUAUUUCCCAAAUAGGAAGAUAUUUUUAAUGGCAUGGAAAAGUUUGUAUCGUUAUUGUACUCAUUGCCCUUCUGUGAGUCAUAUGACCCAGUGACAGUCAAUUUUUAUCAUGUGACAGCUAUAGCGAGUGAGACCAUUGAUCUGGGAAUUUGAUACCAAUCUAUCCUUCUAUUAAUUCAAUGGUUUAGAACGUUACUGGGUAUGAUAUAUCCUACCCUUUUGUGAGGUAAUAUACUUUAAAGGUGCCAUGCACAAUUUUCUGAGCUAGUACAGCAGUGCUGCCCACUUACACCUCCUUCUGCCUCCCUACCUUCACUUCCACACCAAGGAAAGGAGCUGGCAGCUACAUUCUUAGAUGGAAUUGUCACUGAUGCAACUUCAGUGCUUUGAAAGCCUAAUAGUAAGUAUGCUUGGUUCAUCAUUAGUGUGUCAGAGAUUCAUUCACUUCACUAACAGCAUUCAAGCCUUAUGCCAAAUGUUGGAAUCAUUAGGCUUUAGUUGAAGACACUGUGGUGUUGCACUCCCUAAAGUGAAGGUGUGAACUUAAUUCCCAGUCCUGUUGGAGCACUGUAUAGUUGGAGGUAUCAGAGAUUAAGCUGGUCCCAUCUGCCUUUACCAAUGAUCUGGCUAGGUGUUGAAGGCUCCAUGACACUAUAUGGAAUUGGACAUUUGAACUGAAAACUGAGAUUGGUAGAUUCUGUUCAGCCAAGAUAUUGAAAGUAGUAGAGCUGGUGGAUAAACAGGGUAUGAUGGAUAUGGAUUGGAUGUGGGCUCACAGCAUGACGUAAUGAUUUCAAGGCGAUGAAUUCUUGUCCCUGUAUUGCUGUGCUUUGGUUCUGGCAAAAUUGUUACCUGCAUCCAUUGAUGGUUUAUCACUUCUUGUGCUGGACCCUAACUUGUUGAGUGCCCAGUGAGGUAAAGGGCAGCCAUGGAGGCUUGGACUUAACUCUGCCACUGGCAAAAGAAAGCAGGUAGGCAGUUCCUGGAGCUAUGCCUUUGGGAGUCGGUCUGACAACUGGUGGAAAUAUGUAAAUAAAUUCACUAAUUAAGAUAAAUGAAUGUUAUUUUCUUUAAUUAAUGCUUCAUAUUAACUGGUAAAAUAAUAGGACCAACAUCUGUAAUUCUAACUGGGGGAUUAGUAAUUUCUAAUGGAGAAACUCAAGAGAUUUCUGCCUCAAUUUGAAUGAAUCAUCUUCAUCAACUCGGAUCAUCAGGCACACUAAUGUACUAUAUUGUAUUUGAUUUAUAAAUAAAAAUCUGGCCUUCGCAACCUCUUCCUAAUAAAGUAUUACAAAGAUUAUCAAA